ACCAACUAUAGGGAAGGGGACUAAGUAUGUACCUAGGUAGUAUCUUCUCUGCCAGUAUCGGCCUCCUUGAUUGACUUACCCGCAGCUGUUUUCUGCUUCGAGAAAACGACGCUGGGUUGACGAUAUGCAGGGGUUGUCUUCAAUGCAAUCGUGGGGCUAAUAGUAAUCCUCCCAAUGGUCCAGGACCUGACGGUCAGGUCGAGCGGUUCAGGAUUCCUGGCUCUGUAUACGAGCGGACCAGGAACCAUACCAAUGCUCAGCAAGUUCCAGUCUUCGGCCUUCGCUUGUGCACUUCUCUGAUCCACAUCAGAUGAUGGAUACGACGGAGUAGUAAGUACUGCACAGUCCCAGACGGUUCGUUCUUCCUUUCUCGGGCGCAAGAGCAUACCUGAAAUGACCCUCCCUGAGGUGCAAGAUGCCUCUUAUCUAAUUGGUAUAGUGCUGGCACUGAUGCAUGAACUUCUAGAUGUUUACCCUUUCCCUCCUUCUCCUUCAUACGAACAUGGGGUCAUUAUUCAUCCAUAUGUACUACAUAGUAUGAAUGCAACCCUUCCCCCCCCCCCCCUUCUUCAAUUACCAGCCAACCAGCGACCUCUGAUUUCAAGACACUCUGACCGGCAAACCCCAGAGGGCCCGUCGGGGCGCAGGAACCACCCACCACAUCCAAUGCUUGGUCAAGCUUGGUCAAGCUUGUGUUGGCGCCACUCCGGUCCACUUGCUGCUGAGGCUGCCCGUCCGGCCACUCGUGAGGCACGCCCGCUACACGUGUGUGGGGCCUGCCAAGCCGCGAUCGAUCUCGGAGAAAUGAUGGCGCCGCCAGCCGUCUUGCGGAGCCGACGCCAAGCAAGAGCUGUUGCGUGCCCACGUGCGCUAUUGCCAGCACGCGAAGGCUCACGCGCGCAACGAGAAGAUUGGGAAAGCGUGAUAUUAUACCCAGAUAGCGUUCCUUCGGGAGUCAAGGAGCGCAGACAGUCAGGACUUGCUCCGCUACCAGGGAAUGGGCCGGUGACUCCCACCGACAAGGGGACGCAACAGACUGGACUGUACUAUAUAACCUGGACGAAUCCCCCCCCCCCCUCCUCAGGUUUCUUCUGCUUCAGUGCGAUUCAUCCUCCUCCUACCCAGCUCUCACUGGUAAAUUAAGCCUGCGGCUCGAGAUUCUUCCUCACAAUGCAGACCACUCUCGCCGUUCUUGCCGCUGGCCUGUCUCUGGCCGCGGCGCAGACGAUCAACACCUCGGAGCCCACGCUGGCUGAGAUUCGCGCUUCUCAGGCCGUUGUCAAGCCCUACUCGCCUACCUCGAGCGUCAAGGGUCUGGCUUUUGAUCGCUUCUACCAGGUCUGGCUCGAGAACGUGGUAAGUUGAUCAACGUCCACUUGAAUCAAGGGGGGGGGAUCAACGCGUUACUGUCUU
This is a messenger RNA of Penicilliopsis zonata CBS 506.65, 1413 nucleotides long. RefSeq lists its product as hypothetical. NCBI's taxonomy places the organism in Eukaryota, Fungi, Ascomycota, Eurotiomycetes, Eurotiales, Aspergillaceae. The record is from RefSeq and is a predicted model, not a curated record. The coding region runs from base 394 to 1143 and encodes 249 amino acids. The transcript has a single exon.